AUGAGCGCUCCGGAUGUUGAUGAGGGAUGUCUUCCCCUGUGGGCCCGUACACUGGUGAUCAGAGAAAGGAUGGCAGCCUGGGAGAAUGCAGGUGGAGAAGGGGUGGAGGUGGAAACAAAGGAAUGGUUGAAGGACCAUCUAGAUGAUCUGGAUAGCAAAGAGUUUAAGCGCUUCCAAUGGUAUCUUCAGACUGCAGAUGAGUCUGACUUCCAACCAAUCAAAAGGAGCCGUCUGGAACAUGCAGGCAUAUUGGACACAGUAGAGCUGAUGUUUCAGAUGUACACCACAAACACCAAGCAGGUGGCAGACAAGAUUUUCCAGAAGAUCAUUCCAUACCAAGGACAUGAAUUUAAACUUUGGCUUCUGGACAAAUUGGAAGACCUGAAUAAGAAGGAGCUGGAAUUAUUCCAGCAUCACCUUCACAAUGCAGAUGAAUCAAAGGAUGGCUUUGGACCCAUCAAAAGAUUCAAGCUGGAUGGUGCAGACAUACUGGAGACAGUAGAUGUUAUGACUAAGACAUACCACCCAAAGACCAGGGAUGUCACAAAGAAGAUCCUGAAGAAGAUUGAAAGCAAUAAAGACAAAGUUAUACCUGAAACUGAGGACCAGAUGAAUUCAUCUUCUCCAAGUGAAGAGAACGAGCUCAACACAAUUGUUGAGGAAUUUGUGAGGAAGGUACCAAAAGAAACCUUGACACAAUUUACAGAUGAUCUCAUUAGUGAAAACAUUUUGAAUCCAUCGGAGAAGGAGGAAAUCUUUCGAAACCACACCAGACUAAACAUGGCCACCUGCUUAGUUGACAUAAUGAAGGACAAAGGAAACUCCAAAGAGCUGAUCAGUCAUAUUCAAACCAAUUAUCCACAACUAUUGUCUGAGGAGCAGUCACCUUCUGACCCAGGUCAAGAGUCUAGUGAGCGUCGCUUCUCUGGAAACACGUAA
Molecule: messenger RNA, 939 nt
Organism: Poeciliopsis prolifica (blackstripe livebearer)
Lineage: Eukaryota; Metazoa; Chordata; Actinopteri; Cyprinodontiformes; Poeciliidae
Exons: 6
Coding region: 1-939 (312 amino acids)
Biological process (GO): regulation of apoptotic process
Source: RefSeq, a predicted model, not a curated record